This is a messenger RNA of Oryza sativa Japonica Group (Japanese rice), 878 nucleotides long. RefSeq lists its product as uncharacterized. Lineage: Eukaryota; Viridiplantae; Streptophyta; Magnoliopsida; Poales; Poaceae. The record is from RefSeq and is a predicted model, not a curated record.
UGGAAUAAAAAGAGUUCCUUCGGCCAUCUAACCAAAAUCUGCCCAAGGUGUCAAAAAGGAAAAAACCCAACGCCCAAAACAAGCAACCGCCAAUCCCCAAUGGUCCGCAUGGCGGCGGCGGCGGCCUCCACCUUCCUCCUCAUCGCCGCCCUCGUCGUCCCUACCGCCUCCGCCUCCGCCUCCGCCGCCGAAUCCGCCGCGGGGCCCUACGACCCGCCGACGGUGCCGGAGCUCAUGGACCGGUUCGGCCUCCCGCGCGCUCUGCUCCCGGUCACCGCCCGGCGGUACCUCCUCCACGACGACGGCUCCUUCCAGCUCUUCCUCGACGGCGGCUGCGUGGCCGAGGCCGGCGGCUACCGCGUCGGCUACGGCGUCAAGCUCUCCGGCGCGGUGGCGCCCGGGCGGGCCACGGGGCUCGGGGGCGUCCGCGUCCGCGUGCUGUUCGCCUGGGUGCCCGUCACCGCCGUCGAGGUGGCCGGCGGGGAGGUCACCGUCAGCCUCGGCCCGAUCAAGAAGUCGUUCCCGGCCGCCGGGUUCAAGUCCAGCCCCCGCUGCAUCGCCGGCGCGGCGACGCCGGCGACGGCGAGCGAUGGAUGAUUCUUGAUUAGCCUUUGGUUUCUAGAGCAGUUAGUUCGUUGCUAUUUGCUAGGACAGGGUUGGUGUACUUGUUCCUGUGAACAACACUUGUUCAUAAGAUUACACACACGAUUAAACGCUAUAAAUCAGUGCCAAGUACUCUCUCUUUUUUUUGUCACUGUGCCAGGAAAGAUUGAAUCAGUGCUAGUAGCCUAGUACUGAUUUUGUCACUCUGCUGGUAAAGAUUUAUUUUGAAUGUUCUGAUGAUGAUAUUCAGUUAUGACUUAUCUGAUGACCAAAAA